Molecule: messenger RNA, 6324 nt
Organism: Oncorhynchus nerka (sockeye salmon)
Lineage: Eukaryota; Metazoa; Chordata; Actinopteri; Salmoniformes; Salmonidae
Gene: nhsl2
Product: NHS-like 2
Biological process (GO): cell differentiation
Source: RefSeq, a predicted model, not a curated record
UGCGGAGAGCACCGCGCGGUGGACAGUCAAUCGCAAUGCAAAAUAUGAACGCACUGUAGGCUUCUACGGUUCUUCUUCAACAACAACAACAUAGUUUUCCGCACGGAUAGCACGCUUCCUUACUGCUAAAGGAGGAUUUUUUUUCGGUUGGGUUUGCGCGUUUGGAGUGAAAAUGCCCUUCUGCAAGCGCACAAUAGUUCCCAAGGAUGUCUGUAAAAACGACGCGAAGAGGCAAACUGCGAUUUUCGGGGACUUGGUGGACGUUUGCGGGUUCACUCUAUGUUCGGUGCUCCGACAGCUCUCGGAUUUAUCCCGGCACUCCGUCAGCAUCUUGGAAGAGCUCGAGGGCGAGCUCGUGUCUAUCUGUCACCGGUCGGGCACGCUCGAGGGCAAAGUGAUCCGUUUACAGCGACACAUCGCUGCGCUCGCCAGUAAGCCACCGCCAAAGACCAACACCAACUUGGACGCAGAGUCGAAGCGUAGUGCGGCUUCGUCGUCGACGGCGACAUCGGCCCACUUCCGGUCUCCAUGGCAACAGAGCGUGAAUGUGUUUGGCUCGUGGAGCAGGCCGGACUGUGUUCAGGAGCUCCAUCAGGAGGCUCAGCUUAACCUGCAGAGCCUGCUGCAAGACUUUGAAGAGCAGCUGUAUGACACCAAGCUAACAGGCCAGACGUUCCGCCACCCAACAGCUUCCUCCCAGAGUUCUGACGACACGUCCACCACCCUCAGUCGCUCCCCUGUCUCCCUCAACAACAAGAGACCUGAAUUCAUCUUCCUGCCGGCGUCUAAGGGGCAUGUGUGUGAGGAGGAUGAGACCUCCUCAGUAAGUAUCAGUAGGGGUACAGACCCGUCCCCCUCUCCUUCCCCAUCCCCCUGUGGGUCAGAUCGCCCUCUAGUGGGGUGGAGCAACACCUCCCUGGGACCCCCCGUGGCCGAGAAACCUCGUUGGCACCUGGGACGACGCACCCCCGCUCACCUGCUAUCCCUCGACAUCACAGGUGAGGGUAAACUCUUGGGCGUAGACCUCCUCCAGGGAUCCUGUUCCCCCUCUCCGUCCCUGGGCUGUGGUGGAGGAGGCCAGCCCCGGUCUCUGGAGCCUGUCACAGACACCCCUGUCCAGCACAUACCCCUGAGAAAGACCCACAGUGACCUGGACCCCAGCUUCAGCCUUCCCCAGUCCCCCAGGAACCCCCCUCCUACCCUGGGCACCAUGGACCACUCUGCCGCCCUCCUCUGCUCCAACUCCCCCUCUCAGUCCUGGAACGGCCCCAAGGGCUCCACCUUCUCCCCGGGAGCCUGGAAUGAGGCCUAUAGUUAUAGUCUAGCUCCAAGUCCGCUGGGGAAGGGACCGGCGACCAUGCCCAAGGGAGCAAGGAUGGUGGAGAUGGUUGCGGGGCAGGGUGGGGAGUUGAUGUGCCCCUCUCAGACCAGUUUGGGACUCUCCGUGAGCUCGGGGUCGCAGUCUCACUCUAGUUCGUUCACGUCAAUAUCAGAACCUUCCGGACACAGGCACCCAGGCACCAUAGGGAUGAUGAUGGGAAGGCGGAGCGAGACAGAGGGGGCGGCAUCUAGCCCCACUGACGAACGGAGUGGCCUGGAGAGAGGGAUGGGAGGAGGCGAGAGAAGGGAGAGGUCGGCGCGUUCUGUCGCCGCCGCCAAUGCAUUUAAGUUCCGUGAGCGUUCUCUUUCCACGCCGACGGAUUCCGGCUCAUUCUGCUCCACGGACAACAUCUGCGGCGGGAUGUACGGCCUCGGUGGACUACCUGGAGCCGGUAAUGGGACAAACGGGAACGGUGGCGGCGUUUUAACAGAGAUGCGCCACCCACACCACCAUUACCCUGGCGGCGAGGGGGGUGAGAGGGGCGAGAGCUAUGCCCUCUUCUACCCCAGCGGGAGCUCCGAGGAUGGGAGCAACAGCAUUGACAACGUCUCCGUAACCGACGGCAACUUCCCCCCGGGCGGUCGCCUACGGUUACGUUCUCGCUCCAUCUCGCUGAAGAAGUCCAAACGCAAACCCCCUCCACCCGUCCGGAGCGUCUCGCUCGUGAAGAAUUUAGGGGACGCCGAGGGGCGCGUGCAUGGCCACAACGGAGGGCACUACCGGGACGGCCGCCCCAAAUCCCUGCACAUCCCCCGGGACCACCUCCAGGACUUCCAGCCAGACUUCCUCCUACCCUCCUCCUCCCUCUCCAAGGCCGAUCUGGAGGAGCCUGAGCUGGGCCACGGCGGCGUGGACGGACCCCCUAGCCUCGAGGUCCACGGACCAGACACAACAGAGCUGUCCUUCCCAGCCCACUGGCAGCUGGAGGAGUGGAAAGCUUCUGACCCCUACAGGUCAUUGUCUGGGUCUAGUACAGCCACAGGGACGACUGUUAUAGAGUGCAUGAAGGUUCGGGGCAGCUCCGAGUCUCUCCUGGACUCUCCCUCCACCUCCAGAGCCACCUCCCCCUCCCUGCUCUCCAUUGAGGCAGAGUCGACCAAAGCUUCCUCUCCCUUCAAGCCACCAGGACUCAUGUCCCCCUCCAGCGGCUACUCUAGCCAGUCAGAAACUCCGACACCCAUCACCCCCUCCAACCAGGUGGUAGGAACACCAACAGGGCCCGCCUGCACAUUGGGGUGUAAGAUGCGCCCCAAAAUCCCAGAGAGGAAGUCUUCGUUGCCAGCUACAUCACCACGGGACCCUGCCGCCCGAUCGAGGCUGUCCUUCGAGAUGCCAGUUAACGCUCAUCUGGAUUUGUCCUCCAUCAAACCAAAACAGAAGGCCAGCCGGCGCCAUUCUGAUACGUCCACCGCCACUAAGCCCGGUAAACUGAGUGCUGGCAGCCAAUCAACUCUCCCAGUGGUGACCACGAACGAGCUCCGGAACAUCCGCCUGCGUUCUGUCUCCCGUACUGACCUGGAGGACUGCCUUGAUGGAGCCUCUAAUGACAUCAUUGAGGAGGAGCAGGGUCGCGACCUUUCCCCCCCUCCUGUCACCCCCGGUUGCAUCCCCGGCCCCCUCGUUGCCCCCAGACCCACCCCUGUGGCCUUCAAGCCCCCAUUACCCAAACGCCUCAACAUCCUCCUCAAGUCCCCUUCCUCCUCCCCGUUGCUUCCGACUCCCCCUGCCUCCCCUGUUGACCCUCCCCGGCCCAUGCCUAACCCCAGCAUCUACAUGGUGGUAGGUAGGAAGCCCAAGCUGAAGAAAGCCUUCCCUCACACCCCCACCAGCCCCUUUAGACCCCAGGAACAUCCCCAAACCUUCCCCCUCCACUACCCCCAGAGCCUCUACGAUGUUUCCUCCUUCCCCCAAACCCGGUCCCUGUACGAUCUGCCUCCUCUCCCCCUGCCCCAGCCCCUCCUGGAGGACCCCUCUAUGGAGCCGGAGUUCAACCCUGACUUGGAGCUCCGUCUUGGGCCUGAGGAUGGAGGGUCACUCCCCUCUCCCUGCAGUAACCAGGAAGUGCUAGAGACUCAGGAUAAGAGCAAGUCUCUACCUAGCAGGAUGACCAUAUCCUGUCUGGCUGAAUUGGACAAGAAGAAACCCAAGGUUCCUCCUCCGGUUCCAAAGAAGCCCAACGUCCUGCUUCUUCCCUCCAACGGUACCACCGACAGACAGGGAACACAGACAGACUGCCCUGCCGCCCUCCGCUCUCCCGUUGGAGCGUUCCCACCAGAAGAGAUUCCCGGGAAAGAGGAAAACCAGGAAAAUUACCUGGGAAUAGGGACGGAUGAGGAAAGCUCCAUGGAGUCUUCAUUACAGGACUCUUCUUUUACAGACGUGGAGGGGAGGCUCAGCAUUACAGAGACAGGCAGAAGUGAUGAUGCGGAGAGUGUUGAGGAGAGCAGUUCGGUCGUUAGUGACAAGACGGAACUCCACAUCACAGAGGAAAUGGAUGAUGAUGUCAGAGGACACACACCUACCACACACACCACAGAGGACCUGUUCACCAAAAUACACAGGUCAAAAAGGAAAGUCCUGGGCCGUAAGGAACCAGGGGACUCGUUCGGCAGCCGCCAGAGUCUGGUCUCCCCGGUGAAGCACAGCACCAGUGGUGGUGACCUCCGAACCCUGACCCUGGGCUCGACCCCGCGCUCCACCUCGCGGAAUGACAACUUCAUGGCCCUGCUCCAAAAGAAGGGCAGCAAGUCCAGCACGGGAGGGGCCAGAGUCUCUGCUAUGGAACUCCUCAAGAGCACAAACCCCCUCGCACGACGCGUCACAGAAUUCUCCACCUCGGCGGACGGAGGAGGGGAUAUGACCACCGGGAAUAAUGGAACCAGAAUGCCUCAGGACCAAUGAGAGUUUUAAAUCACUUGUCCCAGGUCAUCCUCUCUCUCUCUCUCUCUCUCUCUCUCUCUCUCUCUCUCUCUCUCUCUCUCUCUCUCUCUUUCUCUCUUAUCUCCCGAGAAAGUAGUUUGAAUCUAGUUAUAGACUUUUCGAUCGGACUAUUGAUGGAAGAAAGGAACGUCCAACCAGACCACUCAACCACUGAUUGACCUUUCACGAACGUUUAUUAACUGGCCAAUGGUUGGUCACAAUGGUCAUCAAAGGAGUUCUGUUUAUCACGCCGUCCGUUCCAUCAUUAAGGGGUAUUAUUUUUGGAGGUCUCCUUCAGUCUAAAGGAGAACAUUAGGAUUGUUAAUGUCAUGCUUCAACACACUAUUUUUUUUAAACGAGAGAGAGACUAUACUAGGGAACGUUUGAUUGGAUAAUAGACCUGGGUACAUUGCAGGCCUGUGCUUGAUGGCGACAGAUGCCACACUAGUCUUUUGAAGACAUGGGGUGAGUGUGUGUGUCGUAUUUUCUGUCCCUCGUGCAACAACAACAACAACAACAACAAAACUACAACGGUUUAAAUCGAAAACAUUCCACGGAAAGAUUGACAGUUGGACAUGGUACCAAGCCCCGACCCUUUAUGUUUGAAUCAAAGCACUUUGGCGACUGCCUACCGAGGUAGUUUACAACAACGAGGAAAACAACAACGCCUGUGUCCUCCCUGUUAUUCGUUUGUUUAUGUUUCUCUUUUUUCAUACGCGAUAGAAGGCCAUAUAAAUGUACAAAGAUAUACAUACAUACCAUAUAAACUGAAAAAAUCCGCUUGAACUGUUCUAACAGACUAUGGAGAGCCACAGUGUAUAGUAGUACUACUAACAGUAGUAGUAUAAUAGUACUACACUAGUUCUAACAGUAGUAGUACAAUAGUACUACAGUAGUACUAACAAUAGUACUAACAGUAGUAGGACAGAAGUACUACAGUAGUACUAACAGUAGUAGUACAAUAGUACUACAGUAGUACUAACAGUAGUAGUAGUAGUACUACAGUAGUACUAACAGUAAUAGUACUACAGUAGUACUAACAGCAAUAGUACUACAGUAGUACUAACAGUAGUAGUAGUAGUACUACAAUAGUACUAACAGUAAUAGUACUACAGUAGUACUAACAGUAAUAGUACUACUGUAGUACUAACAGUAGUAGGCUACUAUGUGAUACACCUCACAGCACACAACAGGAUCAAACCAACUGAACUGAAGGAGCGACGCUAUGGAACACAAUCCCACGAACCCUUACCCACGGAUCUCCCCGCACUGCCGUCAGAGUGUGUGUGUACUUGCGUGCGUGUGUGUGUGUGUGUGUGUGUGUGUGUGUGUGUGUAUACAGGAAAUGAUAACCAAACACAGCAAGGGAGGUGUGAAAGAUGGAGGGCACAGAAUUGAACCCUGUGGAUCUUUCUUAACAGAGAGUAUGAUACAGGGUUGGGUUUAUUUAACAGGGUUUAGACUGGUUUCUGUUAGGACCAAAGGACUGCCAUAAACAGACCAGUGGAGACGUGUGUGUGUGUGUGUGUGUGUGUGUGUGUGUGUGUGUGUGUGUGUGUGUGUGUGUGUGUGUGUGUGUGUGUGUGUGUGUGUGUGUGGGGGACAAGGGCUUCAUUUAUCCGCCCUAAGGAGAGGAUUAAGUGGUCUGAAUCAUGUGGCUGUAGUCUUUGGAGUUUUCCGUGACGUUUUGGAACUGAGAGAGGAUUCUGGGCCUGAGUGGAUUCCGGAACUGUGAUUAGAACCCACUUUUCUAACAACCAUCACAAAACAAACCGAGACAGUCCAGGAAAACAGCUAACCAUCCAUCGGCCAUAUUGAAAAAUGCAUCACCCUCUUCUUUUUGCCCUCUCCACAUGUUCUUUUCUCAUACUGUCCGUUUUGUGCAGGGGUGAUGCCGCAGCCUUUUCCUCUCGUCCUCCUUCCUGGCAGGAACACAUGCUCCAUCUGUCUCUCCCUCUCUUCUCGUCCACUCUCCCUCUCUUCUCGUCCACUCUCCCUCUCUUCUCGUCCACUCUUCUCGUCCA